Molecule: messenger RNA, 1915 nt
Organism: Westerdykella ornata
Lineage: Eukaryota; Fungi; Ascomycota; Dothideomycetes; Pleosporales; Sporormiaceae
Exons: 2
Coding region: 139-1599 (486 amino acids)
Biological process (GO): regulation of DNA-templated transcription
Molecular function (GO): protein binding; sequence-specific DNA binding; zinc ion binding
Source: RefSeq, a predicted model, not a curated record
GUCCCCCGCACAGGCUGCGCUCCCACACACACGCGGAACUUGCCAUGGAAAUAAUGAACGCCACCUCUUUACCAACCGACGUUUGUGCCCCGCGUUAUUCCUAGUAGUAGGUAGCUAGGUAGCGCAUCCUCCUUGAAGAUGGACUCGCUGACAAGUGUUCCCCAAACGCAGGCACCGCCCAACCUAGGUGCCAUCGCCGAUCGUCCACCCGACGGCGUUGUGCCACCGUUCACCGCGGAGAUGGACCUCGGUAUCGAAUCGGGUCAUAAUAAUACGGGACCAGUCUCUGGGGCUCAAGCUAGUUUUCCCCUUUAUGCUUCGAACCCGCCAAUGUCGACCCUCCCGUACGACAUGACCGCUAUGACAUCAUCGGCUGGAGCCCCAUCCGGGGUGCCGUUCACACUGGGCCCGGACACUGGUCUCCAAGGAAUUAGGGCGGAACCCCAUACAAGUAAUCCACGUUCAAGUACUGUCAUGCUUAGCGAGUUCACCAAGCGACGCCAUUGGCAGCGCGAUGUACUCCAGGAAAUGCGCGACCUCCUGCACGUAUUGAAGCCUGAUGGGGAGAUAUUGUACGUGUCGCCGUCUUGCAAGACUCUCACCGGAUGGGAAGACUCGCAGCUGGUUGGACGUAUUGUCAAUGACUUUAUACAUCCGGAUGAUGCCGCACUUUACGUCCAGGAAUUCACAGACGCCAAGAAGUCCGGCAACCCUCUUCGCUUUUUCUAUCGAUUCAAAAAGGCGGACGAGUCCUGGGCCAUUUUUGAACUGCAUGGCCAUCCGCUUCUGACUACCAACCCGACAGCGCCCUUCGGUCAGCAGCCAGCCCUGCGAUGCACCGGCUUUUUCAUGAUGUCCAGGCCAUACCCGACGAAGAACGCUGAGCUGCUUGACUCGUUUCUGGAACACAAGAUAGAAAACGAAAGACUUCUGAGACGAAUCGCCGAGUUGAAAAAGGAGGAGCAAGAAGAACUAGAGGCUGAAGACUCCCAAUGGAGAAGCCAGGCCGAUACCUACUCCUCUCUUGCGCCUUCGGAGCCCCACGAAUCAACCGCGACUCCCGCGCACAAUGCAAUGCCACCCCCAGCAAAGCCUGCGAUGUCAAACACGGCUCUGACAAGGCAGAAUCUGGAUGAGGCAUCGGUGACGAGCAAACCCGAUAGUAUAGACGAUAAGAUGGCACGUUAUGAGGGCACCUCGCACAUUGAGACCAUUGAAAUGCUCACCGGGCUGCACUAUGGUGAUGGAGAAAGAUCCAAGGGCAUCAGCACUGGGGCUGCCAGUCCCGUGCUCAUCCGCGGAGAUGUGGGCAUCCAGUACUCGGUAGAUCGUGAUACGAAAUCUCUGCCCGACAAGAAGAAGAAGGUGAAGAGAACAGCUGAAUAUGUCUGCCGUGAGUGCGGAGUAUUGCAGUCUCCCGAAUGGAGGAAGGGACCUAGUGGACCCAAAACCCUUUGCAAUGCAUGCGGAUUACGCUGGUCGAAGGAGAAGAAAAAGAUGGAGGGGGGAAACCAGGAGGCAGGCCAGGGUCAGUCCCAGUCGCAGAGCCAAGGUAAGAGACAGAAUAAGGAACAGAAUAACAAGGAUAGCAGAAACUAACAAUGGGGCACAAGAUGAGAAUACAACUCGGAGCCAAGAUAUGCCGGUUGCUGGACAUCCGCAAGCUUUUCCCAUCCAACCUACGGAGUUGUGAGCCUAGCCCUUGAUGGGGAACCGUUAAUAUUCUUUCAAGGUCGCAACUACGUCUUCGGUAUCUCCCAAACGUCGUUCGAGCGCUCGGCAAAGUAGAAGAUGCAGCAGUCCUCUUCGGAUCGCACCUACUUGCUGGCCCAACCUUGAUAUAAGUGGUGGGGUUCUUGGUGGUUUCGCAUGGGUUAGUUAUAUUCAUAGAGGGCGUUGGGGGAACAUUACCGUC